AUGAUCCAUGAUUUUCCAACGUCUCCUAAUGUGUCUGGAAACCCAGCCAGUUCCUUCACGUAUCUAAAGAAAAAUAACAUCUGCCGAAUCGUACAGGUUUUACAUGAGGCUGGGUUCUUCAAAAAGAAGGGCACACUGCAGAGCAUUGAGAAACACAACAGAAGCAGCAAUGAUUUGCCAGGAAAACACUAUUCACUGUGGCAGCUGGGCUUUUGUAGUCGGUGGAUUACUUUACCUCUUGCGGCAAAUGACCACAUACACGCCAUACGGACGUUACGUGGAUACAAAAUCUCCUGGGAUUAUGGUCCCAGCCAGGGCAGGCUGGUUUAUUCAGGAGCUUCCUUCAUUCCUUGUUCCUGUGCUGUUGUUUUUAACAACAGAAAGUUUGCCAGGGAUAGGAAGACAUUUACUGCUCUGGACCUUUUGCUUGCACUACUUUCAGAGGACCUUUGUGUACUCCUUACUGACCAAAGGCAGACCGUCUCCUCUCCACAUUGUGGUGUGUUGAUGUUUUUCUCUGGAAUGGCCAUCAACAUCCACAGCGACUAUAUUUUACGAAACCUGAGGAAACCAGGAGAGGUCAGCUAUAAAAUCCCUAGAGGAGGAAUGUUUGAGUUGGUCUCUGGCGCAAACUUCUUUGGGGAGAUCAUUGAAUGGUGUGGAUACGCUGUGGCCAGCUGGUCCUUUCCUGCUUUCUCAUUUGCUCUGUUCACCAUCUGCUCCAUUGGGCCACGAGCCUACCACCAUCACAGGUAUUACUUGGAGAAAUUUAAAGAUUACCCCAAAUCAAGAAAGGCUGUGAUCCCUUUUCUGCUAUAACAAAGUCAGCAGCAACACAAAAUCUUAAAAGGGAAAAUCAAAGUUUCCAGCUCAUGAAAACAAGUUGAAGCCCUGAGCUAAAUAAGAACUGCAAGUGCUGAUGUUAACACAUGUCCUGCUCACACACAAAUAUCACACAAAGGGGACAUUACUGAAGUUUUGUAUUUAUUUUUUUAAAUACACCAUUAAAAACCUAUGUUUACAUCUGUA
Molecule: messenger RNA, 1029 nt
Organism: Ctenopharyngodon idella (grass carp)
Lineage: Eukaryota; Metazoa; Chordata; Actinopteri; Cypriniformes; Xenocyprididae
Gene: srd5a2a
Product: steroid-5-alpha-reductase, alpha polypeptide 2a
Exons: 6
Coding region: 1-819 (272 amino acids)
Biological process (GO): steroid biosynthetic process
Molecular function (GO): 3-oxo-5-alpha-steroid 4-dehydrogenase activity
Source: RefSeq, a predicted model, not a curated record